UGGGGAAGCCUCUACACGGCUCUUCCAAUCGCACCAGAGAGGGAGGGAGAGGUAGAGAGAGAGAGAGAGAGGAAAGAGUGUGGCUAUCUUCAAAAAGGGGUGGGAAUGUUGAACCUGGAAGCUGAAAAGUUAUUCCCAAGCCUGUAAACAAGAAUCAAAGCUGUAAGAACGUGGUGGCACUAAAACCAACUAGAAGGGGAACUUAGUACAGCCAGACCAGCUCACUUAAAGGUGAAGAAAGGUAAAGAACGAGACCAUUUUCCUAAGUAAAGUUAUCCGUCGAGACCAAGAGCAGCUUCAGAAUGGGAGAAGAUGCAGUGCAAGCAGAGAGGAGCAGCAUGGCCAGCACACAUGAGAACCAAGAGCUGGUGGUGCCAAGCCCCAGCCCCACUCAGUCUUCACCCACACAUAGCCUCUCACAGCUGGGCACCGUCGCAACCAACGCCUCUAUUGGAGAACCUAGCAGCACUGGGCCUCUGGCUGGGGGCACUACAGGCACUCUCACCAGAGAUGGAGCUUCACCAACAGGACAAGUGAAUGCCAUCACUGUCUUGACACUUCUAGAUAAGCUGGUGAACAUGUUGGACUCGGUGCAAGAGAACCAGCAUAAGAUGGAGAUGAGACAGGUCGAGAUAGAGGGGUCGGUGAGGGGCAUCCAGAACGAUAUGACCAAGCUCUCCAAAAGUCACACUUCCACCUCCAACACGGUCAGCAAACUCCUGGAGAAGAGUCGUAAGGUUAGCGUCCACAUGAAGGAGGUCAAGGACAAGAUGGAUAGGCAGGCCGUCCAGGUGAAGAAAUUGGAGGCUAAUCAUGCUCAGCUGAUCAAGAGAAACAACUUUAAAGUGCUCAUCUUCCAGGAGGAAAAUGAAAUCCCUUCAAGUGUCUUUGUGGAGGAACCUGCACCAUUACCUGAAGUGGAGGGGGAGACCCCGACCAUUGAUGCCAACCGUUCUCAAGAGGAGGGCCUUCAGACCAUCGCCCUCUCCUCGGAUGAGGAGCAGGGACCAGAAGAGGACGACGAUGAAAUUUUGGCCGCUUUGGACCUCGAGAGUGAAACCAGAGUUGAAAAAUCUCGAGCUGAGAAGAUCAAGCGCUCCAGUCUGAAGAAAGUGGACAGUCUGAAGAAAGCUUUCUCCAGGCAGAAUAUCGAAAAGAAGAUGAACAAGUUCGGCACCAAGAUUGUGUCCCCAGAGAAGCGUGAGAAAAUCAAGAAGAGUCUGACACCGAACCACCAGAAGAACCCUAGUGCCAAGAGCUCCUCUUUCAAGGUCUCUCCUCUCACCUUCAACAUCAAGAAGAACCGCAGUGGGGAUGCUGAACCAGAGGCUGAGGCCUCAGCUCAAUCCGAAAGCGCCAUUGCCUCCAUCGAACUGGCCCCGAUUGAGAGCCCAACUGAAGACCUGUCCUUCAAAGAGGUCCACUCCCAACUUGCACAGGAGGAAGUAAAGGCAGCUGUGGAAGCAAUGGAGAAAGAGGAGGUGCCCAACAUCCUGAAUGGCACAGCCGAGGUUGAGCUGUCGAUCACAGAAGUAAGCGAGGAGUAUGCUCUUUCUGCGACCCUGCCCCAGGACGCCUCCCAGAUAGAGGUGCCCCACAAUGCUUUACAGGGAGAGGAUGAAGGGGAAGGAGAGGAGGAAAAUGGAAAAGAAAGAGUGCAGAGUGAAGACAGCCCUCUAGCAGAAGCUGCAGCUGCAGGCCAAGCAGAGGGUGUUGCUGUAGGCCAAGCAUCCUAAUGUCCUGACCCUCCAAUCCAGCCCCAGGACAUCCUCCUAAACUGAAAAAGAAACUCUCUCCCUUAUCAGUGCCAGCCAUCCCUGCCAUGAACCCAGACAUCUGCCCUGUCCACACUGAAUACAAACUUACAAUACAGUAUAUUCAAAGGCAAAAUACAUGAAGUAUAUGACAUUUGCUUUAAAAUCCCAUAUCGCUGUGUUGGUCCCUAGUCUUUUAGCAGAAAUGAAUAUGAAAGCAG
Messenger RNA from Sinocyclocheilus grahami, 1975 nucleotides. Its product is annotated as serum deprivation-response protein-like. Gene Ontology annotation, cellular component: cytoplasm; caveola. The transcript is spliced from 2 exons. Bases 303 to 1736 code for a protein of 477 amino acids. Gene Ontology annotation, molecular function: protein kinase C binding. NCBI's taxonomy places the organism in Eukaryota, Metazoa, Chordata, Actinopteri, Cypriniformes, Cyprinidae. The record is from RefSeq and is a predicted model, not a curated record.